CCCUACCUGGGAGGUUUGGACACUGCCAAUCCCAUCUUUCUCUCCAUCAUGGUCCCUGCCUUUGCAGUACUACUAUAGUAGGGUAGCAUCAUCUUCUCUCUCUAGCUCCUAUACAUGUAACCUCUCCCUCUUCCCCUCUAUCUCACCACACCAGUCACACGCUCAAACGCAAACCCCCAUACAAGAAUGAUACGCCACUCAUGACCUAAUCACUCAAUUCCCACUACCUCGCUCUCAGCUGCUCUUCCUCCUCCUUGCAACACCCAACAAGUUCAGCUCGAGCUCAUCGUUGGCUAGCUCGUCGCAACAAGAUCCUCCGAUGAGCAUCAGGACUAGCAGGGCGACGACGAUGGCAACUCCUGACCUCUCCCUCCACAUCAGCCCUCCGUCGCCACCAGAAGCCGCCGGCGAGAUGCAGGCCGUGGAGCCGAGGCUGCUGCUGGGGCUAGAGCUCGACACGGCGGCGGCGAAGACGGACGACGCGGCUGCGCAGCGGCACGGCGGCCUCCAGGCGCAGCAGCAGCGGCUGCUGCACCAGCCGAGCCAGACGGCCCACGGAUUCAAGAAGAGCUCGGGCGGGGGCGGCGGGAGGAGGAGGAGCGCCAGGGCUCCGCGGAUGCGGUGGACCACCGCGCUGCACGCGCACUUCGUGCACGCCGUCGAGCUCCUCGGCGGCCAUGAGAGAGCAACACCAAAGUCAGUAUUGGAACUGAUGAACGUGAAGGAUCUUACACUAGCCCAUGUCAAGAGCCACCUGCAGAUGUACAGAACAGUGAAGGGCACAGACAGAUCAUGCGUUGCAGGCCUUGGGCAGCAGGCCAGAGACAUGGCCUUUCUGAGAAGAGGUGCUGGUGAAGUGGAUGGCUUUGAUGUUUUCAACAGCAGCAGAUCGGUCAACACCACCACUACCUUCAACAAUUACACUAACACUGCUAGGAGGUCAUGGUCUCCAUCAGGAGAGCAGCAGCAGCGUCUGGAUCAUCAAGAAGCAGCAGCGGCCGCUUGUGCUUGGAUCCACGCCCACCAGCUGCUCCAGAGCUGCGGCAGCGAUGAACUGACGACGCUGCAGCCACCGCCAUGCCGCCUGCGUCCUGCAGCAGCUGAUCGCCUCUUGAUGACGACGACGACGACGGAGCAAAGCCAUGCCCAGCAGCAGGGAUCGAAGGUAGGAGAGCAAGAUCAUCACGGGCAAGGUGCAGUCGCUGCUCAUCAUCUCGCGGACGAGGCUCGGGAGAAACUACCAUCCCAGCCACCACCCCAUGACCACCACCACGCAGGAAGCGGCUUGUUCCAACGGCCGUCGCCGACGAACAACACGAGCAGCAGCGGCGACACGGUCUCGAGCCCCGAGUGGCUCCAGCAGCGGCACUACUGCAGCGACGGCGGCGGCAUGAGCGUCGGGAUGGCGGCCGGACUACUGCCCGCCCCGCCGCCGCCGAGCCUGGAGAUGAGCCUGGGGAGGCAGGGGUGGCAGAUGGAGCAGCACGCCGGCGUCGGCGUCGAGUUCGAGUUCGAGUCGUCGCCGCCGGCGCCGGCGCCCAACGAGCUAACCAUGCUCAAGUGCUUGUGAAACGAUAGAUGGAGUACUCCAUUGUUUGAUUUCUUGCUAAUUAACUGCUUAAAGCCUAAUUUGCAGUCAAGACUUUAGCCAUGCGGCAUGCUGAUGAAAUCAAUGUCCGAGCUAA
Messenger RNA from Panicum hallii, 1685 nucleotides. RefSeq lists its product as uncharacterized. Gene Ontology annotation, molecular function: transcription cis-regulatory region binding. Gene Ontology annotation, cellular component: nucleus. The record is from RefSeq and is a predicted model, not a curated record. Lineage: Eukaryota; Viridiplantae; Streptophyta; Magnoliopsida; Poales; Poaceae. Gene Ontology annotation, biological process: abaxial cell fate specification; regulation of DNA-templated transcription. The transcript is spliced from 6 exons. Bases 320 to 1570 code for a protein of 416 amino acids.